Molecule: messenger RNA, 972 nt
Organism: Pieris rapae (cabbage white)
Lineage: Eukaryota; Metazoa; Arthropoda; Insecta; Lepidoptera; Pieridae
Exons: 2
Coding region: 1-972 (323 amino acids)
Biological process (GO): regulation of transcription by RNA polymerase II
Cellular component (GO): nucleus; transcription regulator complex
Source: RefSeq, a predicted model, not a curated record
AUGGCGUCGUCUUCAUUUAAAUACGAUAUAAUUACAUUAAUUGAACUCGUAGAAACUAAACCAUGCUUGUGGGAUAAAACUCACGAGGAAUAUAAAAAUAAAACACUCCGGGACAAUAGUUGGCGAGAAGUAUGUGAAUACCUUGAAGAGGGAUAUGAAGUUUUAAAUCAGGAUGAGAAAAAAAAGACUGCACAACUCAUUAUAAACAAAUGGAAUAAUAUAAGAGACGCCUUCAUUAGAUCUCUUAAUGUAAAGUCAGGGCAAGCUGCAAAAAAACCAUAUGUGUAUCAUGAAAACCUAAAAUUUUUACUGAAAUUUGCAAAAAAAGCUGAAACUGAUGCCAACAUUGUGGAAGAAACAGAACAACAUCAUGAAGUGAUCGCUGCCAAUGAUAUUGAACAUUUUGAAGGAGAAAGUAGAAAGAAGGAGCCGUCAAAAAAUAAAAGGAAAAUAGACAACAUUGAGGCCGCAAUAUUAAAAGAAAUAAAAGAAAAUAAAACUACAAACUCUGAAAGAGUGUUAACAGAGGACAGUUUUUUUACGUCUUUCAUACCAUAUGUUAAAGAUAUGUCAGAACCAGAGAAAAUACAGCUACAAAUGGACCUUCUAUCUAGUAUACAAAAAAUUAAACAAAACCGAGUCCUUCAUCAACGUGUACAAUCACCAUAUAUUCUCGUAAAACCUGCACCUGGAUUCAGUAGAUCAUAUCCAAAACAUGGCCAUUCGAUUCAUAGCAAUUCAAUAAAGUCUCCCUCAUCUAUAAUACUGUCAUCUCCUUCACCUACAAGCAGCUCCUAUACUGAUGUACCAAGUCCACAAUCAGUUGUAAUUCAACAAACAUCGACUUCAAGCAACUCCUACAUUGAUGUACCCACUCCACAACCAGUUGAAAUUCAACAAACCUGUGAAUCGGUUACAGAAUCCCAUGUUAAUAACUUUCAGCACUUUUUCGAUAAAUAUACAGAAUUGUGA